AUGGGUCUGCCACACAUCACCACCUUCUGCUGGUGCAUGGGUCUAGAAGUGGGCUCCAAAGUCAUCGGUUACAUACACUUGUUUGCGUCAUUCACGAUGAUGGUGUUGUGCUCGGUGUCGGCGGCGAGCGCGCGCGCCUACGUGGGCAGCGCGGCGGACGGCGAGGAGCGCGUGUACUCGCGCUGGUUCGUGGCCGCGCUGGCCGCCGCCAUAGCCAGCGCGCUGCACGUGCUGCUCGCCCUCACUCUGCUCCUUGCUGUCCAUAAGCGCAGUACAGUAACUUUGCGUACGUGGGUGUGUGUGAUGUGCGUGCUGUACGUGGCGGCCAUCUUGUACGUGCUGGGCUCCAUGAUCGCCUUCGGUGCUCAUGGCUCCGGCUCCGACAUAUUCGUGUCCUUCCUCGAGGGGGCGCUGUUCUUUGGUAUACUCGCUUAUUGCAUCCUCUGCGUCAACAGCUACUACCUUGUGCUCAAGUGCAACGAGGACAUGGAGGGGCCCCCCAAGACCGAAUAUUAA
This is a messenger RNA of Parnassius mnemosyne (clouded apollo), 516 nucleotides long. Lineage: Eukaryota; Metazoa; Arthropoda; Insecta; Lepidoptera; Papilionidae. The record is from the annotation of a GenBank genome assembly.